Molecule: messenger RNA, 1320 nt
Organism: Sus scrofa (pig)
Lineage: Eukaryota; Metazoa; Chordata; Mammalia; Artiodactyla; Suidae
Product: melanoma-associated antigen B10-like
Biological process (GO): negative regulation of transcription by RNA polymerase II
Cellular component (GO): nucleus
Source: RefSeq, a predicted model, not a curated record
GAGGCGAUCGCGUCGCGGCAGUCCGGCGAGGCACCAGGCUCUAGCUGGAGUUUCGGUCACUGAGUCAUCUGCCCACUUGUCUGCUGCCCUUGUUGAAAGCCAUCAUGCCUCGGGGUCAGAAGAGUAAGCAACGUGCCCGUGAGAAACGCCGCCAGGCCCGAGAGGAUCCUGGGGAUCUGGGUCUUCAGAGAGCUACAGCUGUUUCAUACACUGAGUCCAUCUACAGAAGUGGUCUAGAUGAGAAGGUGGUUAUAUUGGUGUACUACCUGCUGUACAAAUAUCAAAUGAAAGAGUCUAUUACCAAGGGAGAUAUGGUGAGAAAUAUAAUCCAGACAUAUAGAAAUCACUUCCUUGAAAUCCUCAAGAGAGCUUCUGAGCACCUGGAGAUGGUCUUUGGCCUUGACCUGAAGGAAGUGGAUCCUUAUCGCCGCAUCUAUGUCCUUGUCAACAAGCUGGACCUAAGCUACAAUGCAAAGCUGAGUGAUGACAGAGGGGUUCCCAAAACAGGGCUGUUGAUGGCUGUUCUGGGUGUGAUAUUCACGAAGGGCAACCGCGCCACCGAAGAGCAAGUCUGGCAAAUAUUGAAUGUGAUGGGGUUAUAUAAGGGGAGAAAGCACUUCAUUUUUGGGGAGCCUAGGAAGCUCAUCACCAAAGAUUUGGUGCAGGAAAAUUACCUAGAGUACCGCCAGGUGCCUGAUAGUGAUCCUCCUCGCUAUGAGUUCCUGUGGGGUCCAAGAGCCCAUGCUGAAACGAGCAAGAUGAAAGUUCUAGAGUUUGUGGCCAAGAUCCAUGAUACGGUCCCCACUGCUUUCCCCACCUGGUAUGAGGAGGCUCUGAGAGAUGAGGAAGAGAGAGCCCAAGCCAGAGCUGCAGCCAGGGCUCGCACUGCUGCCAUAGCCAGUGCACGCUCCAAGGCCAUGGCCAGCUGUUCCUCCCGACCCAGUAAAGUCUGAGGCAGAUUCCUCACUUUGUUGUUAGAAAGAGAAGUCUGUAUUCUAAGUAGUAGAAGAUUGGGGUGGGGCUCUAGACAACAUAGUGCGUAACAUAUUUGUCCUUCUGUUCUAUAUAAUAUCUUUAAUACUUUUUAAAAAUAAUUGCUCCUUUUAAUAGAAGGUUUAAGUAGCUUCAUAAUCCAAAUUUGAGUGGUAUUGCUCAAAUAUUUAUUGUUGUGAAUGAGAAUUAACAGUUUUAUUAUUUUUGUAAAACAAGUUGGAAAAGUUCCCCUUUAGUAAUUUGCAACAACAGAACAUGGCAAUGUAUGAUCCAUUUCCUUGGAAAUGUGAAAAAUUCAACAGUGUAAUAGUUGGGAUCACAAAUGAA